CUGAUUCAGGCUCUGGCAUGUUCAUUAUUUGAUGGUGUGCUUUGAAAACUAGUUAGUAAUGUUUUAUGCACACACUGCAUGUUAUUAAGGGAACAAACUCCAGUGCUUUAAAACAAAUAUUUGCUUUUGAGCACUUUGAUGAAGGGCUUGCAUCUGAAGUGGGGGUGAAAAUAGAGCCACCUUCCUCAGGCAUUCUCUAGGAGAUUAUCCUGCCAAGGCAAACUCUCUGUGCUCUUCUGAGGACCAUUGCCCUGAGCUGCUAUUUCCUAUGAAGUGAUGCCAUGAUCAGUGAGUCCAGCAGCACUUUGCCAUUGGCGUGGAGGUGUGCAUGCUGUCCAAUAACAUCUUCGCAUCUCAAUGUAUUUGUUUCUACAGAUGGGUCCCAAUCAAUCUCCCAUCAAUACACUGAAAAUUCCAAACCAAGUGCUUACUCAUUACUCUUUUGUUUCCUGAAGCCUAGCCUAGAACUACCUCUGCUGUAGCCAAGGUGAAUAUGCAAUAGUUGGCUCACCCAUUAAGGCAUCAGUGCCUGCAUUCAUCGGGGAAGGACCACAGCUCAUCUACAUUGCAUGAAGAAGGUGCCAGCUUCAAUCCCUGGUGUCUCUGAGUACAGCUGGCAAAAGCUCCUGCCUGAAACCAUGGAGAGCAGCUUCGUAUAUUCAUUGCCCCGUCCCUCAUGGUGCCACCUGAGGCAGGUCAUCUGGCUACGAGGCAAGGCCAUUUCUGGCCAACCUGCUUAGCUUCAGUCAGGCACUGUCUCUGAUUUAAACCAUAGCUAAAAUGAGAACUUUUCUGCCAUUCCUAUGGUUAUACUUCUGCUUGCUUUUGCCGCUUGUCUCAUAAAAUAUCACAUAUUGCAUAUAUUUUAACUAUAUUUUUGAAGGAAAGUAGAAAGAAAGGUGCUACUAUUUCACUUGUGCCAUCAGGGUAAUCCUUUGGCUUUGUCACAGAAACGAGCAAGUAAGCUGUUGGUCCAGGCAGUGUGGUGUUUUUGAACUAUCUGCCCAAGUUUUACUACAUUUUUUCUGUUCUCGUUUUGGCAGUUUCACUCUCGUGUCCCUUUUUCUCUCUGAUAGCAUUUUGGUGUUUUGUAACAAUAAACCAAUUCAGCAAUGCAUUGGUGACUGCCCCGGAAACUGUAACACAGUGCAACAUCCCUGUGGCAUAUCACAACCCUGGGCCCAUGAUCUUGAAAAUAACAUGCAUCCAUGGUAAUGUGUAGUCAUAAAGAUUUAAUGUGCCUGUAAAGUUCAAGUGUGACUAAUGCAUGAUCUGGGCCAUGUGUCAUCUUGGUUUUGGCUGCACUUGGCUGCACUUGGAAAGUGUGAGAGGGAAGGAUGGGUAGACAUGGCAGGUUGCUGAAUGAAAGGAAGGUGGAUGGGGAGUGGGGUUGGCUAAAGACAAGUUGGGGAAAAAUUCACAAAAUGAUUUUCAGGCAAGAAAGGCUUUGUCUAUGGGGGGGAGGCAACACAAAGCACAACGUACGAACCUAAACCAUAAAUUAGAAAAUCAAAGUUAUUAAACUUAAUGAAUUGUUAACGUGCACUAUGGAUACAGACUGGGGUGGAAACCCUGGAAGAGAUGAGCUGUUAUCAGUUGUUUCUUUUUUUAAAAAAAACACCCUCCAAACUACGCCACUGGUAUGCUUUUUGUUUAUUAAGGAAAGAUGUGACUAGAAAGAAGCCUGUGAAGAUGCCCGAUCUUGAAGAGCGGGAUCAUUUGAGAAAAUAACGGCUCUUGAAGCAAAUAUACGUUUCAGCAGGAUGAAGAUCGGCGAAAGGAAAACGCAAUCAAUAGCUAGCAUGAUCAUCAUGGGUUCCUGUCCUGGCUGGGGCUGGUGGACCGGGAGAAUUCCUCAAAGCUUCAGUUUUGCAGCAGUUGCGGCUUUUCACAUUCAUGCAGGAUAUUUAACUGGAACAAAGAUUGCCAAUAGAAAGGUAUGCUGUAAUUCACAUGGAGAAUAGGAUAAAACCUAAUCAUAUAAUCAUAUCUGUCUCUGAUAUGGUAGGUUGUGUCUAGGCUGUCCUAAUCCAGGGUUAGCCAACGUGGUGCUUGAGGGCACCAGUACCUCCUGUGGUGCCUGCAAAAGGGCUCAGUAAAUAGCCCCUCAAAAAUCUACAAUGCAUGAGAGACUGUUUGCUUUUCCUGCACAGUUCCUGUUUGCAUUUACUCAACCUCUCCAAGAUAGACGAUGAGUGCCCCUUUAAACAUGCUACAUUUCAGUGAAUGCCAGGAUUAGACACACACCCUCCCAUCUGUGCUGAACAGGGGAGAGGUGCAAACAGCUUCUCUCUGUGAGUGAGUGCAGUAGGGGCGAAUAUAGGUGAUUUUUCCUCCUCAACUGAUGGAGAUGGCUGAUGGGGAGGAGGUCUGCACCAUUUUGUGUCCUGUCUCUUAUUCUGCUCUUCUACAUGUGGCAGCCAUUUUAUAACUAGAACCCUGUGCUUUCUCAACAUUCUGAAUGAGUCCUCUAGCCCAGAAAGGUUGACAACUCCUGUUCUAAUCUCAGAGAUUGAAUGUGCUUCUUUAAUGUGGGAGCUUUUGCCCUUCACCACCAAUCCCCAGGGGCUGGAAACCCUCUUUAGCAUAGCUGUCAGCUUUUCCCUUUACUUGUGAGGAAUCCUAUUCGGAAUAAGGGAAUUUCCGUUUUAAAAGGGGAAACGUUCACAGCUAUGCUCAUUGGUUGUAAAAUAUUCUUUGCUAGCAGAGAUACACUUUUGGUGCCAAUUUUCUAAUUUUUAGGCAACAGAUGAAGACAGUUUGAAUCUUCUGAACUUUUAAUGGGUUGCUUUAAUUAUUGGUGUUUCUCUGCUUUUAUUACAACCUUUUUGCUAUCUAAUUAAACUUUCUCUGUGUGGUUCUUUUUUAUUAUCUGACUUUAGUAUUUAUUAUUGAACAAUACAGUUAACUCACAUAGACACCCAGCCAGCUUAUGCUGGAGUCAUGAUGUGAUAAACAGCCAUAUCUGAACAAGGCCUCAGAGCCUACUUCCACUGAAACAUAUUGUGUCUGUGGUGACUUGAGGCAAUCUGUCAUAGCAGUUUUAGACCUUCAAGUCCUCAAAUAAUGAAUGUGCAUUUAUGAAUUUGCCCCAAACUGUGAUUUAAGUGUUGGGUAUAUGUGUGUGAAAAUAAUUACCAGCACUUGGCUUUUUGCUAUUAGAACGGAUUCCGGAAGCCCGACUGCACAUUGUUUAAGCACAGAAGCAGCUUUCUUCAUUUCUUCGGUGGUGGCAAAGCGAUCAAUUGCUUUCAUGUAGUCAUCAUGUGAGGCAAAAAGGAAGUUUGUGAGGGUAUCAACAAGAACGGGGCAAGUUUUCAUAGCAGUAGCUGGAAAGGAAUGGAAAAUGCUUGAAAAUUAGAUUUUGAGUGAGGAAAUCUGAACUGUGAUAGAAGUGAGCAGGCUCUGAACCAGUUAAACAUCACAUGGCAAAACGCAGGUAGUGUAGCUUUGACUAGGGUAUUCAAGUUAAGCAGAAACUAUGAGUGCAUGAGUGCAUGAUAAAAACCAAAUAUAUAACAGAUAAAAAUAUUUUUAAUUAAUCUGUUAUUUUUGUGAAUCUGUCAGCUUUCCACUUUCUCACCUGCUAACUGGCUCCCUAGGGUAGUAAAUGAAACAGCAUGCCAGAUUCCAUGACCCUGAAUGACAAGGAUUUUAUUAUUUCAGUCAUGUCCAUAAAUUGGAACUUGGGGUGGGAGGCCGGGUGUCCAGGACACAUUUGAUCUUCUAUUCCAGAAAUAGAUCCAGAAAUAGAUCCAGGCACCAGUCUUCUUAACCUCCUCACCAUACCACCAAAAUCCUCUUGAGACUCUCACACAGAAUUUGCCUAUUCUUUUUUGGGUAUGCACACAUGGCACGAUUAUGUACAUUCAGUACUGGAUACAGGUGCCAUGUCAUCCCUGUCCCAAAUUAUUCGUUGAUCUAAAACACAUUCUGCUGGAACAGUUAUAAUCCGUUCUGCACCGAUAAUGCACUUCUCAAGCGUUUGCUGCCUACAUGCGUACACAGAGAGCACUUUCUCAGGUCUCCUCCUCCUAUUGGGGAAGCCCUAUGGACAUUGCAGGGCUGUGCCACUGGCCCUCAUCAUGUUUAAUUUGUCUUUGAAUGAAAUAGACAAAAUAAGAAACAGUGCAGUCAUAUAGCCUCCUCUAUAUACUAGAAUAUAUCCACAGCAUAUCAACACACUGGUUUCCAUCCCCUCUUUUGAAAGGCUAUUAUGUGUAUACCGUAUAUACUUGAGUAUAAGCUGACUUUUUCAGCACAUUUUUUUAUGCUGAAAAAGCCUCCCACAGCUUAUACUCGAGUGAAGGUCCUUUCGAACUGCUCCUUCCUCCUCCUCUGCCUUUGCCGCUGUUGGCGGCAGAGGAGGAGGAACGAGCAGCCCGAAAACAGCCCUUUCAGGCUGCUUGUUCUUCCUCUGCCACUGCUAACACCAGCCUCUGGUGUGGUGAAACGGCUUAUACUCGAGUCAAUAAGUUUUCCCAGUUUUUUUGUGGUAAAAUUAGGUGCCUCGGCUUAUAUUCGGGUUGGUUUAUACUCAAGUAUAUACGGUAUAUGAUCUGUUCCAACACUGAGUGAAAUAGAGAAUGUCAUUGCACAAGUUUGAAAACAAGCCCACCUGUGUGUACAGACAACAGGGGUAGUAGCUGCAGCUUGUAUGAUGUUAUUGCAUUAAGGUAUGUACAAUUGCAAACUGCUAUGUACAAAAAAACCCAACCCGUGUGGUUUUAAAGACUACAUGUGUGCACAUACUUAUUCUUUCCCAACCCUAUAUUUUGGGGUCACCCUUGGGGUAGGUGACUUCUAGCUUUCUCUCUCUCAGGUAGAUUCACUGUAAUGAUAACAAAAGACUGGCGCUAUUUACAGCUCUGCAAUACACUCUCUCUGUUUUGACCAAGUUGUCUUCUAAAUAACUCCAGUACUGAGCAGCUGGUGCAGGCUAGCCUUUGCAUAUAAACAUAACAGUCUUACCCAGAAUACCUGUGGGGUGAAAUACUUUCCCCCCACAUAUGUCCAAAGAAAACUGUACAAGCAAAAAUGAGCACAUAAGCCCAGAUCCAUUUACCCACAACACUGGAUGCUAAUAAGCAAUUGUGAAUUGUGAGUGGGCAGAGCCAUCCUCCUAACACUGGUGUCACUGCAUCCUAGCUGGGCGAGGCUAGGAUGAGGUAGAGUAGGGAGCGGCAAGGUCAGAGCUGCAUGGGUAUGCCAAUGGAAGCUCUGGAUUGGCUCUGCUGGUGCACCCAUCCUGCCACAGAGCUAUCAGGGUAAGCUGAAGCAAAGCUGACUUUGGAGGGUGGCUCCAUCCAACCAUACGGACAUCACUCAGAGAGAGAGACUGGCCCAUGAAAUGCAUUUGGGGGUAGUGUCAGGGACUGGACUGAGGAGGAAUGGUGGGGACCGCCCCACCCUCCUCCUGAACCUUCCCGAGAAGAGGAGGACAGUAUAGAUUUAGAAUAGUGGUUUGCAGAAGGUCAUAGUUCAGAGGCUGGAGAGGGGAGAAGCUGGGAAAUAUUGGGAGAGCAGCAGGAAGAAGAAGCACCAGGGGAGAGACAGCUGACAGACUCAGUGUCUUUAGACAACAUUCCUGACCCCUCCUCUCCCAGGACCCGGCGUGCAUUGAGAGUAGGAGAACAGAAAGCACAGAGGCAGAAAGCACAGAUCAGGCAGCGCAGGGAUGGUGUAUAAUAGUAGAGACGGAAGGGGUGGGACUUUACUCGGAGCGACGCCAUUAUCUGAGAGGUGGCAUCCUCCGUCUUUCUAUGUGAAUAUUGAAUAAAAUACCAUGGUAAGAACUUAUUGUUUUCCCAUUUCUGAUUGUCAGCCAGGAAGGUGGGGGAUCGGAUUCCCUGAAGCCUGACAGCUAGGCAACUUUAUACUGCUACUGAAAACUAAUUUGAGCAGCAGGAUAACAAUGACUUACAAAUUUUAGGUAUUUAAGGAAAACUGUUUAGUAUGAAAUUGUCCAGUAUGAAACUCUUUCCUAUGGAAGCAUCCAUACUUACCCCAAAAGGCCCAUUGAGACUAAAAUGUCUUGUUAUAAUGGGCUAAGCAACUCACCUGAAUAACAGCAAACCAACAGAGUGCCCAGGAGAAACACAGUUGUCAGCUUCAUGGUGGAGAUGGUUGUCUAUUGUGUACCAGAUGGCAACAGGCAAUGGACUUCCUUUGGAAAGUUAAGGACCAGGCUUAAAUAUAUAUAGGAGACUGCUGGUUUUCCACCCAGCUGAAUUUGUGCCAAAUUACAGAAAUAAAUUCUUCAGAAAUGUAAUUCAAGCCAUCUUUGUUCAUGAAGUAGGUUUCCCAAGCAGGGGCGAGGGGAAAGUACAACUAUAGCUCUUUGAUCUUGUUCCCGUGAGAAUGAAGUGGCCCAUAGAAGCCACUUGUUCCUGCUAUGCACAAAUGCAAAACGAUAAAGGAUAUUUUGCAAACUGGAGAAGUGAAGCAUGUGGUUUCAAGAAGAAUGAAUUAUGUAGGAUCACAUUAAAAUGUAAAAGGAACUGAAAAGCUUAUUAGUGCCAAAGAAGUUCAUGUCCAGUUCAGGUAUGACCAAUAACACAGAAACAAGCCUUAAUCUCUGUUUUAGAUAAAAUUUGUCAGUAGUGACAACUGAAGAAGCUAUAAAACAACAAAACUGGUUUGGGCAAUUUUGGAGAAGCAGGUGACUUUCUAUUAAAUAUAUAAAAACCUUUAAUUGUGGUUUUAUCCAUUAAAAGAAUGACCCGGGGACAGACUCCAGCAGUCACUUUUGAAUCAGCCAAAAUGGUGAGCAUUCCAGGGUACAAUAAUCACAGCUGUUAUUAAAAAAUUAGGCUGAGUUGUUAAAAUACUGACAGUUACUAGCUAGAAAUGUUAUUACUAUUCUUAGGUUAAGCGAAUCUGGCAAUAAACCUUUGGGGUUAUAAAUUGACAUUUCUGGUUCUGUCAGACUCAAAUUUCUUCAUUUGAAAGGUUACAUUGUUCUUAAUAGGAAUUUGACCAGUUCAUUUCUAAACAAUAGUUCAUGUUUUCAGUAAUUAUGAAAUUAUUAAUACUGUUCUAGUGGACUACUGCCCACCAUUAAAGGAAAACUAAGAUGAAUUUAAACAAAUAAUUUAUUGGCACUUGUUCAGUGCUAAUUCCUAACGGUAUAAGAGCUUAGCACUUAGUGACGGUGUUGGCAGCAAAAUGACCUGCCCUUUUAACAUUUGGUUUUGACUUCCCGCCAAAUCGUAAACAGUCUUAGUUCAAUCACUUUCUGCAACAUUUAUCUUCUUAUUUUAAUAAAUAUUGACAGGGAAAUCUACUGAAAUGAACAAUGGAGUAAACCUUUCCCCCUAUAAUGCAACGGUAUCCACCUGAGAAUUAGGAAGUAUGCAGAAAAGAUUUUAUGGUCUGGUUCAUGUACUUACCCAACCCACUCUUCCCCCAAGCAAAGAGAACUGAUGAGCUGAGUAAAUAUAUGAACUGGCCUCAAAUGAACUGACAGGAGUCACCCAAUGCUGUGCUCAUGGAUGCCUGGGAACCCACAAAGGCCUUCAUUGGUGCCCCCAAGCAGGGGCCUCAGACUCAGAGCUUUCAGUAAAAAUGUGUGGGGCAGCUUUACUUUUGCUGAUAAGGUGCCAGAAGGGAACCUACUGUUCUGGGCUGAAAAUAACUGGCAUGCCUUCUACAAGGCUUGCAAUAUUCCUCUGAUUUCAGGCAAAACUGCAGGCAUGACUGAAUGGAAGAAGGAAAUCCUGUUGAGGGGCUGUACUAUUCCUCUGAAUGAAAUGUAUGAAACCUGAGAGGCCCCCUCUGCCCAUUUUCUAGAAAUCUCUUUCUUUGCUGUUAUUUAGGAGAGGAAAAGGGGUCAUAAGUGACUAACCCAGGACGCUGCCUUGCCUUGGGUUUGCCAUCAACCUCCCAUGUGUGUGGAGGAGCUGAAAUCCAGACCUCCACACAUGGAGAGCCAGAGGGCUGUUUGGAGAAGAACAUAAGCAGUAAAGGCAAGAGGCAGGCAGCAAUUUGGGGAGAGGGCUUUGGAAACACACUGUUUUCCUUCCCCCUUUCCUGCCUUGUAGCCCAACAAGGACCAAUUUGAGUUCGAGUUUUAAUACAGCUGUUUUGCGCAACAUCAUUUGAGCUGUUAGAAACAAGAUGGCUUGAUUGUGCUUAAAGGUAAAGGGACCCCUGACCAUUAGUUCCAGUCGUGGACGACUCUGGGGUUGCGGCGCUCAUCUUGCUUUAUUGGCCAAGGAAGCCGGCGUACAGCUUCCGGGUCAUGUGGCCAGCAUGACUAAGCCACUUCUGGGGAACAAGAGCAGCACAUGGAAACGCCGUUUACCUUCCCGCCAGAGCAGUACCUAUUUAUCUACUUGCACUUUGAUGUGCUUUCGAACUGCUAGGUUGGCAGGAGCAGGGACCGAGCAAUGGGAGCUCACCCCGUCGUGGGGAUUCAAACCACCGACCUUCUGAUCGGCAAGCUCUAGGCUCUGUGGUUUAACCCACAGCACCACCCGCGUCCCUGGUUGUGCUUAGGAGACUAGCAAAUAGAAGCACAGGUGCCACCCAGCAAAAUGUCACUACACACAUUAAAACAACCACCACCCACCCGCAGAAUACAGUUCUCUGGGUACACACUUAAGUAGCAUGUGGUUUUAUGCUGUUCUUUUCCUCUUAGGGUGUACACACAUGGCAGUCUAAGGUGGAUUUGAUGCAUUUUGUGUGUAUGUUUUACAUGUUGUAAACAGAGCAUCCAGGUGGAAGCCUGAAGUUUCUGCCUAAUUAAUUUGGAUUUCCCGAAUCCAUGGACUAUUUGAUGGGGGGGGGGAUCCCUGUGCUGCACACAUGGAGAGUGGAAAAAGAAUCUCCCCGUUUCUUUAGCGCCCCCCUCCGGCUUCUUUUUUGCCUAAGAAAGCUCUCCCGGCACGAGCAGCAGGACUUGGCUAAUGAUGUAAACGGUGAAUCAAUUAACAGCAACAUGGCCAGAAAAGAACAGAGCUGGAAGAAUUUAGUGGCUCUUGAAACUUCUUUUUUACGCAAAAGUGGUAAAUAAAUAAAGAAUUAUUACUUUUUAAUGAACAUUUGGCUCUUUGUGGGACAUUUUUGAAAGGUUCGUUUUGGUAAGAUGUAUUGCUGUGCAAUUUCACAGACAAAACACAUGCAUCUGUGUGCAUGCCCACAAAGGACCUCAGGUUCCUGGAACUUUCAGAAGCCAAGAGAGUAAUAAUUGAGGAGACAACAGGCACCGUGGGAACACACUCCGUUAAGCAAUUGCUAAGUCGAAGAAGUAAAAUUCACAGAAUAGAGAAGUAUUUUCUUUUUACUGAAACUGAGCACACACUGGAACAACACUAAACAAGACACACAUUCCCUUUUAUAUCAGUCAGACAGCAUUUAGGGCAGUUCAGAAAACAGGAAAGAUUUGGGUUUGACAGUUUUGCAACAAUCAAGUAUGAUGUAAAUGUUUCCUAUUUCCUCUUCAGGGGGUCUAAGGUAGGAAUCUCCUCUGAACACUCAGAAAGUGGAUCCAAGUGAAUCCAAGACAUAGCCAGAUUUCUUACUCACAGCAUUAUCCUUGCUAACUAAUGGUAAGUACAUAAUUUUCUUUAUUAUCUUCCAGUAUUUUCUGGUUUUAAUCAUAGUGUUGAUGAAAGGCCAACUGUGAUCUAUGAAGUUUGCUAUUGGGGAACUUCUUCACAAGCGCCUUAAGAAUGAGCUGUACCUAUAGCUUAAUUCCCAUAUAUUUCAAUGGGGCUUUUGCAUAUGAAGUCUUAACUCUGGUGAAAACUUUUGCUGUUGUUUUGUUUUUAAAUGGAACAGCUACUUUGGUGAAAUAUCCUGAAUGGGAUGGAACACUGAUAAAUACCUAUAGAUUUAGAUUUACAGAUGUUCAAGGUUAAGUAUUAAAGUAUCAAUAAAUAUUCUAUUGCCUCACAUUGUCAUUAGAUUUUGUCUAGGUGAGACAGUUUCUGGAAAAAUAAAGAAUACAGAUAUAGUAGGCAUAAUGGAAACUUGGUGUAAGGAAGAGAACCAGUAGGACACGGUUAUCUCUCUAAAGACAAACUCCACAGAAGGGACCGGAAAAGGCAUACUGGGAGUGGUUUCACACUGUAGGUCAAAGCAACAUAGAAUCCACCAUGUUAGAAAUCCCCAAAGGGACAGAUUCCCCCAUGGAAUCAUUGUGGGUGCUGAUAUCAGGCCACAAGAGUAAUUUAGGACUGGGGGUGUACUAUUGUCUGCCUGUCCAAAAUCCCCAGGGGGAUUGUGAGAUGGAGAAUUAAACUAGGGAGGCAUCUAAAGGAGGAAGUGCUAUAGGCAGUGCUUUUUCUGGGGGUAUGCAGGGGUACGCAUACCCCUAAACAUUUUGUGAAUCUAAGUUUGGCCUCAUUGAGGGGCAGUAUUUCAACAUGAGUAGGAAAAUAAGAGUACCCCUAAACAUUUUUUUUUGUGGGGGAGCACUGGCUGUAGGAAUGGGUGACUUCAGUUACUCCCACACAGACUGGGUAGGUGUGAGUUCCAGUAAUGACAAAGAUAUAACAUUUCUAGAUAUCAGAAAUGACUGUGUCUUAGACCAGUGGUUCCCAAUUAGCUAAGUACUGUGCCCCCCCCCCAUUUUUCAAAAGCCAAGCCAUGGACCCCUUUUGAAAAUGUUGGUAUCUCUAUGGUAGUUUUUGUUAUGUGGAUGGUGCCACAGAUCCCUUCGGUGGGUUACGCAAUUGGGAGCCACUGCCCUAGACAAUUGGUCAUGAAACUGGCCAGAGGGGCAAUGACUCUGGGCCCCAGUAGGGGAACACCCAGGACCUGGGUGCAAGACGUAAGUGUAACUGAACCAAUUACUGGACAAUUGCUGAGGAAGUUGAAAGGCAAAGGGCGUCAAAUCUCUCCAGAAUACUUGGGAGCAGUGCUUUUCUUCUAGAAGAAAAGUUGCAGGUACUCGUCAUGUACAGUGGCACCUCGGGUUAAGAACUUAAUCCGUUCCAGAGGUCUGUUCUUAACCUGAGGUACUUCUUUAGCUAAUGGGGCCUCCUGCUGCCGCCGCGUGAUUUCUGUUCUCAUCCUGAAGCAAAGUUCUUAACCCGAGGUACUAUUUCUGGGUUAACGGAGUCUGUAACCUGAAGUGUCUGUAACCUGAGGUACCACUGUAGCUGUUAUAGUAAGUGCCACACUUUUAAACAGGCCCUGGACCUCUGUGCUGCCAUGAAAGUACCACUGUCAGAUGCCCCAUCUUGAGUGGGUGAGGGCGCAGCUCAGAUAUGGCGAAAGUGGGCACUGAGCACCUCAGUCAUCUUAAUGCCGUUUAUAGUACCUAGCUCACUUUCCCAUUGAGUUAUGUGCCGCCCUACAGUGUUCUACAAUGUUCUCAUUAUGUUUCAUAUACUUAACAGACAUGGCUCUUUAUUUUUAUGUUUCCAUUGUUUAAUUAUACUUUGGUUUCAGUAGGGGGUUGUUUGUCUUGUUUUGUCUCUGUGUUGCGGACUCGUGUGCAGCAGGUUGGAGGCCACUGGGGAGUGAGGAAGGGGGGUGGGAAGUAUAAAUGCAGUAAAGAAAGACACUGAAUUAGGAUUGAAAUGGGUGGGCCAGGAGUGCCUCUUGAUUAAUGCCAAUUGUCCAAAUUAUAGAGGAACCUGGUUUUUUCCUGCCUGAACCUCCUCACAGCCCAUGGAGGGCUACGAGGAGUGACCACCAUUGACUCGUGAUGUGAACUGAAACCUCUAAGGCCAUUACUGACGUCAGCCAGCUGUGCAGCUGAUCCUCAGCACCCUGGCACUCUGGUGGCCACAACUACCGCUACUGCUUGAAGACUGUAAGCAGUUUUUCUUGCAUCACUGUCCUGCUGAUGUUCUUAGUUAAAACAUCUUCCUUUAAAUUUCCUGUUUCUAUUCUAUUUUUAAACAUUUUAAAAAACUACAUUGUGUCAGAGCUGGGUAGAGCCUUCAUAGUAGCCCCUUUCACUUCCUUGCAGUGUUUAACGCAUUUUCAAAUACCAUAAUCCUCAUUAGUUGUAGUAGUAGCAACGUUCAAGGCAUAGGUAUGCAAUUUUGGAGCAGUUUGUGAGCACUGCUUUUAUAAACUGAUUCAUAUUAAAAUAAACAUUCCAAAAAAUAACUCUGAUGUCUCAAAACUAACAGACAGUGCACACAUAGACAAGUAUACAUGCACACAUUAGUAUAGAGUGAGUUUCCCCAGUCUGAGAGUAUAGCACUUGCCAUAGUCAAGCGACCUAGAUAUACAGCCAUUUAUUUUCCUUUCUGUAGGCAACUAAUCCCAUCCACCAUGUUUAUUUUAAAUUUCCUUUUUAAAUUAUGUAAUUAAAGUGCUACUUUGCUUCUUCUUUAUAUUUCAGUUUAGUUCUUUGAUGCUUAACGAUGGGAAACAAAAGCAGCCGAAUCAGUGACCUGCUCUUACUUGUGCUCGAUGACCUUUCUCAGGAAGACUUCAAAAGGUUUAAAGACAAGCUCUCCUAUUCAGACCUCGAAGGAAAGCGUUUCAUAAUUCCCCGAAGUCGGCUAGAGAACGCGGACAGGGUAGAUACCAAGAAUCUCCUGCUCAAGUGUUAUGGUGGAGAUGACGCAAUAGAUGUAACCAUACAAGUGCUCUCGGAUAUUAAUCAGAAAGAGUCUGCUGCUAAACUCAGAAAAGAGAAAGAGAAAGGUAAGGGACUCUGAGAAAACCUGCGACUCAUUUCCCUCCAUGCAUCUCCAGCUGGAACAAAAAGCAGCCAUGAACAAGCUGUGCUUAACACAGGUGAUCCAACUAGCUCUACCUACCACUUCUGUCCAGAGUGCAAGUGUCUUCUAGAAAAGAGUUAUGAAAUGAUUAUGUACAGAGAGUUUACACUUAUCGAGUCUGGCAAACUUGCUCAGAAUUAUCUACUACAGCACACCACUGCAGUGGUUGCAACAUUGAAUUUGUAUGUGAGAAACUCAGUUGGACUCAACUAUUACAUUUACCAGAUAGCUUUGGGGAAUACAUUGUCUUUUAGCCUAAGAUGGGGGGCAGAGAAAGGAAGAAACUCCAGAUGCUUGAAGAAAGAUUUAUUUCAAGCCCAAUGCAUUUUGGGAUAAUCCUUCUUUGGGCCACCAGGUGUCCCUCUGUGAAUAAUAUACAUGUGUCAGAUUACACUAAACUAAACAGGUAUUCUAAGAACAAUUUCAAUUCUCCUUUCAGGUUUGGUGUCCGGUCAGAAAGCACUGGAGAUAUCACCAAAAGGUACAUAAAACCCACAGCAGGUCAUUCCUCUUAUCAAAGCCUUAGAAGUUUGGGUUUAACACCUUAGCAAAUCUGAUUCACUUGAAAGUAUUUUGAGAGAGCUGCUGAAUGCACAUGAUUUUGGGUGUUGGAUCUGGGUGGUUGCUAUUCCAUUAAAGUGGUGAACAUGGUCUUGCACAAUACAUAUACAGGGCAGCAUGAUCUAGAGUCCUGUUUGCAUACGGAGGGUAGAGUGCUGAGGCCUUCCUCCCUGUGUACAAGCGGACCAUAGAAAUAUAAGGGCAGGGGAGGCCUUCUCUGAACCAAAGCAAAAGCCCACCUAGUCCAGCAGUCCAUUUCAAUAAUGGGUCACACCCUUGCCACACCUACAUGCAGCCUCUCAGGACUUGCCUGCCUGCCACUGCAAUCCAGGUAAACAAGACAUCUAACCCCACCUUCUAGCCCUGUACAGAGGCUCCAGCCACAGUAAGGUAUUAGUGCUGAAAUGGAGAAUCUGUGGCCUUCCAGAUGAUGGAUUACAAUUACCAUCAUCCCUGACAAUUAGCUGUGCUGGCAACAGCAUCAGGAAGGUAAUAUGUUGGCAAUUCCUUUGUUAGGGCUUGAGCGCUCAAGCAUCUUGGAUCUGAGUCCAGUAUCUAGCCCAGCAUCCACGGGCCUCAGUAGGGUCCCAAUUUGUUUUCUACCUGCCCCUCACCUGACAUUAUAUAUGAUGUCAGGUGUGGGACAGGCACAGAUGCAGCUGCAAAGGAAUAAUCAAGAACUUAAUGUUCCUGAGUAGCUGACAUUCCUGAGUAGCUGAUCAGUGAUUACAGGGAGGCUCUUUAAAAUCUGUUUUAAUUCAAACCACUUCAUCUAAAUGGAGCAUUUUACCUCUGCGGAUGUCUGUGUCUGCAGAGGGGGGGGGGGACUCCAUUUGCAGGAAGCCCAAACCAAGAUCAAAAGUCUACUCCUGGGAACUAUAUCAUUAAAUAUUUCGUUUGCAUUGUGGUGAAUACAGCACAUAUCAUGGGCUGUCCCUUGAGUCCACUAGAUGACAUUGUAAGGGAUCAUUGCCUUAGGAGAGCGAGAAAAAUUCUCAGGGAAGACUCACACCCCGGCCAGCACUUCUUUAUACUUCUAUAUCUCCUGCCUGAGGGUAGAAGAUUAAUCAGCCAUACCAACAGGCUAAAAAACAGCUUCUAUCCAUGGGCUGUUUGGCUGUUGAACGGAAAAUAACAUAGAGAAAUUGACUUGUGAGGUGGUGUGUUGUUCGAUAAGAGAUUGAGUGUUUGGGGGGGGGAGGCUCGUUUAAUUUCAUUGUACACAAGUUGUACAAUGACAAUAAAGGUAUUAUUAGUAUUGUUGUUUCAUGUACUCUCCCCCAGUGCUUUCUUUCUUGUUAUUAGAUUACAGGAUUAAAUACAGAGAAUAUGUAUGGGAGGAAUAUCAAGUAAUUCAAGACAAAAAUGCCCUCCUUGGUCAAUGGGUGAACCUAAACAGAAGAUACACCCAACUCUUGAUCAUUCAGAAACAUUGCCUACUGGAAGAGAAGCAGCAUGAAAUUAUGUCCACAGGAAGGAAACAUGCCAACAUGAUGGGCAAGCAAGCCAGUCCAGGUAGUAUUGCGGCUUUAUUUGAUCCCGAUGAUAACAGAGUGAACCCUAGAACUGUCGUGCUCCAAGGGCCUGCUGGGAUUGGAAAAACAAUGACAGCGAGGAAGAUUAUGUUGGACUGGGCAGUUGGCAAACUCUACCAAGGCAAGUUUGAUUAUGCAUUCUACAUAAACUGCAGAGAAAUUAACUUGAUGACUGAGCAGCAGAGUCUGAUUGAUUUAAUCUUUUGGAACUGUCCUGAGAGAAAUGCUCCCCUGGAAGAUAUUUUUGCAAACCCAGAGAGGCUCCUGUUCAUAAUCGACGGUCUUGAUGAACUGAAAUUUUCCUUAGAAUCCAAUGAGGAACAUCUGUGUUUCGAUCCUAGUCAAAAGAAGCCGGUGAAAGUUGUACUGAGAAGUUUAGUCAGGAAAAGCAUUCUUCCCAAAUCAUAUUUAAUCAUCACUACAAGGCCAAUUGCUCUGGAGCAACUGCAGAAGUGUCUGAAGUAUCCCCGCUACAUAGAGAUCCUGGGGUUUUCUGAGAAGGACAGGGAAGAGUAUUUCCACAAGUAUUUUGGGAAUGAGAGGCAAGCGGUACAAGCUUUUGGGGUUGUGAAAGCAAAUGAGAUGCUCUUCACCAUGUGCUUUGUCCCCAUUGUGUGUUGGAUCAUCUGCACUGUGAUGAAGCAACAGAUGGAUAGAGGGGAAGAUCUCGUGCAGACUUCAAAAACAACUACCUGUGUAUACAUGUUUUAUUUAACUAGCUUACUCAGAGAUCACAGUCCAGUGUUGGAAAGAGGUAAACAGAAACAUUUCCAAAACCUUUGUCUCUUAGCCAGAGAAGGAGUCUUGACAAGGAAAAUACUCUUUGAGGAGGAUGACCUCCAAAAACAUGGCUUAAAGGAGGCUGACAUCCGGUCACUCUUCCUUCACAAGAAACUUUUCCAGCAAGAUAUUGAUUGCCAAUCUGCCUACAGCUUCAUCCACUUAAGUUUCCAAGAGUUUUUUGCAGCCUUGUCCUACGUGCUAGAGGAAAUACCAGAAAUGGCCGACAAAUCAGAUUGCAGUUAUGAAGACGUGAGAAAGUUGCUAAAAGAUUUUGGAGAGGGUGGAAAUGAGUACUUAGUGUUGACAGUCCGCUUUCUGUUUGGUCUUUUAAAUGAGAAAAGGAAGAAAACCAUAGAGAAAAGUUUAGGCUAUAAAAUUUGCUCAGAAACAAAACAAGUGCUUUUGGACUGGAUCGAAGCUGAGGUGGCAUCAAAGAGCUGUCAAAAGCAAUCUGAGAUAUUCAGUUGCUUAUAUGAAAUUCAAGAAGAAGAGUUUGUGGGAAAAGCAAUGGAUUGUAUCCCUGAGAUUAAGCUGUAUGAUAACUGCCUAGGGAACGCAUUCAACUCUCUGGUUAUUUCAUUUUGCCUGAGACACUGUCGUAAAGAACAGUCCUUCCAUCUUGGAUAUCUACUUUUUUUGUCAAGGUAUGUGAACCCAUCAGAAGACACUGUUCAGAUCAGUUCAGGGUUUUUGUUUUUUUGUUUUUAGCUAAAGUGCAAACCAAAACUUUGGUCCAUUUAAUUAUGCCCUUUCCUGGGAUAUUCUGACCACUAUGGCCCAUGCAAUGGUAAACUCAUACUUAGAUUACUAUAAUGUGCUUUAUAUUGGGGUACCUUUGGGCUUGGUUUUAAGGCUGCAACUAGUGCAGAAGGCAGUGGUUAGGGUACUGAGCGGGGUAUCUAUCUAUACACACAUAACACCUGUGUCAGAGGAACUGCACUAGCUUCCUUUUAGGUGCUAAGCCAUGUUCAAGGUUCUGUUAUAAACAAAUAUAGCCCUGAACAACUUGAGACCAGGUUGUCAUGUCAUGUUUUUCCCACAGUUGCAUAUACUCCCCUGUGCAAUCUCAGAGGCAUUGACUGAGAUGCGUUUUUAAGAGGCGUCUAAAACAAAUGUGUUUUUUCAGGAAUUUCCUGAGUGUUCAUUUUUAGAUUGCUGUGCUGAGUGUUUUGUGUUAGAAUUUUGAUUCUGGGUUUUUAUUGACAAUAUGUAUUUUAAUUUUAUUUAUAUCCUGUAUCUUACAAUUGGUUGGGUUUUGUUUUGUAUACCAAGUGGUCUAUAAAAUGAUUAAAUAUAUAGGUGUUUUUUUAAAAAAAAAACACAAUUAAGAAAAGGUGUAAUUCUCUGAAAGCCAAAUAAUGUUCCAGAUUUAAGAUUCUAUGUUGUAUGUAGGUAUGUUCAAGGGUACUAGAGCAUGGGUAGCAGUGAAUCUAGGGCACAGAUUUUUCCAAAGAGUCCAUUUUGUUAAGCCAGGGCAUAUAAAUUUUUGUUGCUAAAGCUCAAACUGAAUGCAACAAAAACGUAUUUGCAAACAUUUAUAUUGUACAUGUUCAUUCAUGGCCAUCACUCCCUUUUGAGCAUAUACUUCGUUGCAAACCCAGCUUUGCUGGUGCAUAUUUCAUGAAAGAGUCCUAGUUUUGGUUAUCAAGGGAAGGUUUCGCUCAAUGUGAAAUUGACUUUUCAUAUUCUAAAAUGUGCCUUCGUGUUGCUUAUGGCUAUGCCAACCUCUUUCAGAAGUGAUUUCACCCAGAAUGAGCACAUAUGUCAACAUUUAUCCUCUAGGGCUAAAAAUUACUCUUGAUCAACAAUCUUGUCUCUGUGCCCUGGAGGAGUUGUGUAAAACACACCCUACAACUUCACAGGUCAUGAUGCAAUGUUGUCUGCUGCAGCUGUAUGAUCCAAUUGCAUAGCAUAUCCAACACACAGUUUUCUAUUUUGUUUAGCUUAUAUUUUAAUGGAAGAGUGGAUGAAAACCUGCCUCUCCUAUUUGAAGGACUGAAGGAUCCAAGGUGUAAUGUAAGAGAGAUCUGGUAGGUAGCUGGCAAUGAUACUUUUGUUCUUUCAUGUCCUGUGCAACUCUGCCUUAGUUCAUCUCACACAGCUUUCCGUUGGCAUGCCCAGGGCCCAGAUGCCCUCAGCCCUGUCGGGGGCUCAGCCAAAUGCCCGAGGGCACAAACUGGGUAGGGACUGGGAGGGCUGUGCACACUACUCCCACCCCAGCAUCUCUCCACAUGACUUUAUGGAGAUUCUAAGCCUGUUCAGCUGGAAGCCUCCUCAGGAUCUGGAAGCUUGUAUUACUAGGGUUCCCACCUUUCAGUAUGUUCUGCUGAAUGCAAUUGGAAUGUCCCUUCAGCCCUUCAUCUUCAACGGACAGAGUCUGAGAGUGGAGGGAGGCAUUGAAGGUGGUGUACAUGGCUCUCUAUUUUACACCAUUAAGGCAGGAAAUAAAUGCAAUUUUAAAAAUAAUAUAUAUGAGACCAUAUAGAAGUCUAGGGUUGCUGUAGGCAAGUGUUACCUUGGAUAGGAAUAGUUUUUCUUAGGUUUGCAGCUUUAGGUUAUUUAAAGUAGCAUCCAUUGUAAAGGCUUUUUUAUUGUUAUAUUGCUAUUGAGAUAGCAGCAGCCAACUUUUUGGAAAAAUGUGCAGCAAGUCAAAUCUAGAGGACUGGAAGGUGUGACAUUCUGGUAUAUGAAGGCAGUGGGAAGUUGGAGCAGAAGAGUCUUUUGAGGAGGGAGGGGGAAAGCCAGCUCCCUGCAGCUGCCCCAUCUCUGGCUAUGCAGCCUGGCCUUUUCCCUUGAUGUGCAAGGAGAUUCUGUUGAUGAUCACAUGAAUAGUUAAAGUCACUACUGAAGUGAGUAGACUGCAUUUCCAAAGCUGAUUUUAAAAAGGAGAAAUCUGUUAUCAGGGACUGCCAAUCCAUGUCAAAUUAGUUAAAAGUCAAAAGUAUAGGCAUGGGCCUUAGUAUGAUUCACUUCCUGUUGGCACCCAUCUGUCUCGGGAGACUAUGGAGGAGUGUACUUUUGGGGGAGAGGUCAAGCUGUUGGAUGGUGGCAGUGCCUGCUGUGGCGGUAGAGACCAAUGCAGAAGAGACGUGCUUUGUUGCAGCAGAUGAAGGCAUCCGGUUGCGCUGCUGCAGAUGCACCAUGGUGUUUCUUUUCUCUGGCUCCUACAGUCUAAAAGCUUAUCCCAAAGAAGUUGCAAAGAGUUGGGAAAGGGAAGACUGACUCCCUAUUUCUUCCUCAGUUUUAAGCGAUGUAAUCUCAGAGCUGCUUCCUUUGAGAUUCUUACCUCUGUCCUCACCAUGAAUCAACACAUCAGAGAAUUCAACUUACAGCAAAGCGACCUAGGAGAAGUGGGAGUGAUCAAACUUUGUCAAGCACUCAAGCAUCCCAACUGCAAACUGCAGACACUGAGGUGAGUGCUCAUAGGUGCCUUUUAUCAAAAGGGCAGAACCUGGGUUACACUUGCCAGGGUUGCUAUCCAAAAUGGCCGCCUUGUGCCAAAGGAUACCCAGCCUGGUUGGAAGACAUAAUUGUAGUCUGUGAUGCUCUGCCCCGAGUCCUGACACUGCAAAUCUCCAUGCCACUGAUCUAUAUUUCUGAGUCACUGGAGGGUAAGUGGAUAGUCAAUGUGAUGUUAAACUCAGUGAUUGGAAUAAGAAAUAAAUUAAAACACAUUAGUAAAUAUCUAUACUGUUAUAUAAGUAUUUGGCAUAGCAACCACAUCUAGAAUAUUGCUCACUGUGCUAGUCAGCCCAUCUCUAAUGCACUUUCUGAGGACAAAGGAAACAAAGCACUACGGAUAAGGAAAAUGCCAAAGAGAAUGGGACUUCUACUUUGGUUUUUUUUUAAAAUGUGACCUACUUUUGAAACAGUCAACUUACUGAAUACAUUGUCAUCAUUAAUUCCUCUUGAACACUUAAACCUUUCAGAUUACGUUGCUGUAACCUCAGCCCCAAGUCAUGUGAGAAACUAGCCUCUAUUGUUCCUAAAAACCAGAACCUGAGAAUGCUUUAUUUGGACUUUAACAAUAUAGGGGAUGCUGGACUAAUAGAGCUCUGCCAAAUGUUGAUGCAUCCAGACUGCCAACUGCAGGUACUCAGGUAAGUGACCAAUGGCUUAUUGCAAUCAUAGGCAAAUUGUGGCUCUCCAUGUACUGUUGGACUUCAGUUCCCAUCAGCACUGGCUAGCAUGGCCAAUGCCCAGGGAUGUGGGAGUUGUAGUCCAACAGCUUCUGGAGGCCACAGCCCCCCACUGGCUUUUAAAAAAAAACUUAGCAUCAUCUGAAUUGCCUGGCUCAGUAUAGAUUUUCUCCUAAGCACAGUACACAUUGCCCCAACUCAAUUUUGACAAAAAUAGCAAAUAUUACUAAAGAAAUUAUUGUUUGUUGCCUGAAAUUAAUGCUACCGAAGAUUUUUGAUGAUACACUGUAAAUGUAUUGUCAAAAGAAUUGGUCUUCUAUACGAUGGCAGCAUGAAAUAGUAAUUGCAACUCAAUAGAAAACAGCCCAACUCUUACACUGGACACUGCUCACUCUGGAAUAUAGCUGUAAUGGAGAAAAUCACACAUCAUUUGAGUUUUUGUCAAAGACUAGGACCUCCAGACACUUGAUUUGGCAUUCCUAGGACAUAAUACAGCAGAACCAUAUAGAGACUAUCUUGGCUGUCUCUUAGUGCAGACCCAAGUCAGCAAGCCUGAGCUUCCACAGCCACCACCUGCCCUGGCAGGAUUGGCAGCAACAGGUAUGUUCAAUGCUUGAGAUUUUAUUCUCUUGUUAAUUAUGCUGUUUUAAAUGUGCAUUUUGUAUUUGACUUCCUUUAGUUAUGUUUUCUUUUGAAAUGUUUAAGAUUUUUUUGUUGUUGUUUGUUACGUUAAAUAUGCAUCCUGUUGUUGACCUUUGUAAUGCUUUAUUUUGACAUCUUUAGGUAAUAUUUUAGUAUCCUGUUAAUUAUGAUGCUUUGAAUGUAUACUUUAUAUUUGACUUUCUCCAGUAAUGCUUUAUCUGAUGUUUUAAUGUGUUGCAAACCAGAUUGUUUUCUUUAAAAUAUAAAGUGGUAUAGAAAUGAAAUGAAUAAUUAACUGUCAGAGACAAUACACCCCAUCAGCAGGCUCAAAUUUCUAAGCAGACUCGCUUUGCAGAUGGCAUAAAUGUCAUAUUCCUUUAUAACAAAGAGACAGCACAUUGGGGGCAAGAUUCUGCUACAUCUCUUCUUCCUAACAGGCUAGUUGAGAAGGUGCUGUAGUUCUGUCACAUGGGACCAUUUAAUCUGGUUGUUGUUGUUGUUUAGUCGUGUCCGACUCUUCGUGACCCCAUGGACCAGAGCACGCCAGGCACUCCUGUCUUCCACCACCUCCCGCAGUUUGGUCAGGCUCAUGUUCAUAGCUUUGAGAACACUGUCCAACCAUCUUGUCCUCUGUCGUGUCCUUCUCCUUGUGCCCUCCAUCUUUCCCAACAUCAGGGUCUUUUCCAGGGAGUAGCCUAAUCUGGUAGCCUAGCGUAAUCAUGACUGUGGCAAAACCAGGGAGAGGUGCACAUCUUGCAAGCAGAGACAUUUCCAUCAUAAGCCACCACUGAUAGGGAACGUCAGCCAAACUAGUCAGAUUGGGAAAUGGAUGCAAAGUCUCAAAUCUUGGGUGGGGGGUGUCCUCAAUGAGUACAUAAAGUGACUUUUCUUCUACAGGACUCAUUUUAUUUUCGUUGCAAUAAGUUAUAGAUCCUGCAAAGGCAGAUAUUGUAAAAAUAUUCUGCCGCUGGACUUAAAGCCUGUUAAAGCUACUUCCAUGUAAAUAACUUUGUAAUGGAUUUUUCAUCUCUUUGAACAGCUUGCUUGGUUGCAAUCUCACUGCUGCUUGCUGUGUGAAUCUUGCUUCUGUUCUCUGUAAAAACCAGUCCCUGCUAGAGCUGUCUCUAGGCCAUAAUGAAGAAAUGGGAGAGGCUGGCGUGCAGCUCUUAUGCGAAGGCCUUCGACAUCCAAAUUGCAAAAUAGUUUCACUAAGGUACUUGUUUCAAAGUAUUUGAAAUAUCAUAGGGAUGUUAAAAGCAAAUUGAACAGUGAUGGGAACCUUUGACAAAGUGGUUCAUAACUACACUGGGAAUAAGAUAUUGAUUAUCAGCUGUAUACCAAGUUUGGAUAAGAAUUGCUUCCAACAGAUUUUAGAAGAUUUGGUGUUGCGUUCGCAAAGUAAAGGAAGGAUUGAACUCUGAUUAAUAAGAAUACACACAGAGGCUUAAACCAGCAAGACUCUGGGAAGGGUGCAUAUAAUCGUGUCUCUCUGUGCUUGUCCGUGUCUGCAGCCCCCUGGCCCAGGCCGUUUUUUAGUCACAAAAGAACUUUUUACAGAGUGUUCGUAAGAACCAAUCAGAUUUCUUCUGAGCAUUUCCACAAACCCACGUGGGGAGAAAGUUAAACCACUAAAACUAAUUAAGCACAAAUAUUUCUGGGGUAAAUAAGUUGAGAACUACAAAGAAGAGUAUCUGGCAACCCAGGAGGUAAUAAACAAGCAAUACACAUAUGAUAAGGAGGAUGGCCAGGAGGACAGCGACCGUUAUCACCUUAAUGUGAGAUCUGCUUCCUGGCCCUAAGAUUAAGAUCCUACAUCAAAUAAACUUGCCCACUGUCUUUGAUGACCCAGGACGCCUGCCUGUCUAAGUGUGUACGUGAUUAGUGAAGAGCAAGGAGAAAUGGGCAGCAGAGGCAAAAGGGCAUCAAAAGGGCAUGAAUGUAGAAUCUUGUGGGAUUUAAUCAGAAAUUAUUGUCAAUAUAUCAAACCCAGUCAACACAAUGUCUUCAUCGUGGACACAAUGGCCUGAUGUAUAUUCUGUAAUUCCUCAUGGUAAUCCCAUCUGAUCCCUACAAUUUGGGGCAUGGUGCCAUCAGUAUGCUAAAGCACCCAGCUCUAUUUGUCCAUAGUAUCAGGAGAACAAUGCAGAUCCUGGCCAUGCUUGGACACUGUGGUGGUCUGAACGGGAGAAAAGAAACCAAGCUUGAAUGGAGGGGCUGUGAGUGAAUGGUUUGUGUCUGAAAAAGUAGACCAAUUGCCUUGGACAAAGCUGCACUCUACCUAAAUGAGCAGAUAUAAUCUGGCGUACUUCUGGAUCAACAUUUUUCACUAGAGGCGACAUGGUUUCUGUGGCUUGGAGAGUCUUUCAUCAAACUGCAGUUAGCAAUCAUGCUAUUAUGCUUUUAUAUGUGUUGGCAGCCUCCCAGGAUGGCUGGGGCAACCCAGCCAGAUGAGCAGGGUAUAAAUAAUAAAAUUACUACUACUACUGCAUUCUGCACUAACAAGAAUGACACGACACCCUGUCAUCAUAUUACAUCUCUGUUUGGAGUGCUGCCCUGGCUGCUACUUUAUUACUGGGGCAGAUUAUAAGUAUAUGAAAGCCUCAAGAGCUCGGAACCAUUUUCUUGAAGGAUUUUAACAUGUAUUUUUAUUGUUAUUCCUUAACUGAUUCUGUUAUUGCAUUUUAUGUUCAUUUGUUUUUAACACUUGAUUUUUAAGUGACUAGUUUCAAGGAAACCAUUAUAGUAGGAAGAGUGAUCAUCUUGGAUAUCUUUGCAGACAUUUUGGUGGAGGGGGAGGGUCUCACAUUUAGAUAGCAAAGGUAGACUCUAAAAACAAUAGGCCAAUAGCUUAUGAGAAGCUUCCUUACAAUAGAAGCAAAUCAGUCAAAACUUCAGUUAGAAGAAUGCAAAGUCAUCUAGGACAACUGUCCUUCUGAGAGUUAUUUGCAAUAGAUUUUGACCUUGGUGGUUUUCAUUUACAGCAACCCUUUCCUUAUGAACUUUUAUCUAGGUUGGAUUCAUGUGGACUGACAGAGGCAUGUUGGGAAGCCUUUUUGGCAGCUCUCAAAACAAACCAGUCUCUGCGAGAGCUUGAUCUACAAAAUAACGAUGAAUUGAAGAGGUACCUGGAAGCUGAUAAACGAAGCAGGAUUAGAAAAUUGAAGCAGCAUAACUUUAGAAUACAAAUAAGCUUAUAGGCCUACAACAUGGGGAAGGUGGGUUUGCUUUUUUCUAAUAAAGUUAAUUAGUGGUUGUCUAAUCUGUUAAAAUGGUAGUCUGAUUAUCUGUAUUUGAUUUAAAAUUUGUUUAGAGAUUUAUGAUUAGUAUAUGGGCACAUGUUCACAUUUCUUCAACCUUGUUCCCUAAAAGAAAAAAAACAGCUUUUUCAUUGCUGCUGGUGACAAACAGAAUUCUCCUUUCCAGUCUGUUGUCUUCUCCAUCUUUAGCCUCAUGCAGCAAGAAAACCUCAAUUAUCAUUAAAUACAAAAGUGUGAUCUUAUUUACAAAAAGGUGUAAUUAAAUUGUGACACA
Molecule: messenger RNA, 23883 nt
Organism: Podarcis lilfordi (Lilford's wall lizard)
Lineage: Eukaryota; Metazoa; Chordata; Lepidosauria; Squamata; Lacertidae
Source: the annotation of a GenBank genome assembly